AUGUUGGAACACGAAAUUGCAUGUGAUGUUGUAUUCAUUUUAAAUGCAGAAGAUGGUAGUGCCUACGAAAUGAAGGCUCAUAAGUAUAUUCUUAUAUCUCGGAAUCCUGUUUUCUAUGCCAUGCUCAUGAAUGACACUCGAGAUAAAAGUGAAAAAAUUACAAUUACUGAUGUUUUACCAAAUGCUUUCAAGGCAUUAUUAAACUUUCUCUAUUCUGAAAAUUGUCAAAUUACUCCAGAUCUGGUGUUACCAAUUCUAUAUGCUAGCAAAAAGUACAUAAUUCCAAAACUGGCAAAGAAUUGUGUCAAGUUUUUAGAAGAAAACAUGAAUAAUGAAAAUGUCUGUUUGAUAUAUGACCAUUGUUUGAUGUUUGAAGAAACAGAACUUGCUAAAAAGUGUGAGAAGUUUUUAGAAAUAAACACAGAAAAUGUUCUUAAGCCACAAAUAAUUACCACAUUAUCAGAAAGUGCAUUAAAAAACUUGUUAAAGUUGCCAGUUGUGUCUGUGAGUGAAAUUAGUUUAUUCAAUGCCUGUCUUGUCUGGGGAAAAAAUGAGUGCAAGAAAAAAGAACUAGAUUCUCAGAGUAUUGAACAUUUAAGAGCAAUUUUGAAAGACAUACUUCUCUACAUACACUUCCCCUCCAUGACUAAUGAAGAAUUUGCAGAAGUUUCAAGAACUAGUUUGUUAAACCCCGAAGAAAGGUUGAUUUUUUUUAAUUAUAAAAACUGCAACUUUCAAAAAUUAAAUUUC
Helobdella robusta is the source of this 750-nucleotide messenger RNA. RefSeq lists its product as hypothetical. The record is from RefSeq and is a predicted model, not a curated record. The annotation marks the transcript as partial. The transcript is spliced from 3 exons. Gene Ontology annotation, cellular component: cytosol. Gene Ontology annotation, biological process: neurogenesis. Gene Ontology annotation, molecular function: protein binding. NCBI's taxonomy places the organism in Eukaryota, Metazoa, Annelida, Clitellata, Rhynchobdellida, Glossiphoniidae.